CUCCCUCCAUUGUAUUGGAAUGUCUCGCCAACCGUCCAUGCAUUGAAAUCCAGUGGCUGACAAUCCACCAUACGAACCUUCUCGAACCUCCUUCGGAACCUAUAUGUAAAGAGAGACGCUCCAAAGCAUCUCUCUUUACUGUGCUUCUUCUCUCGUUUCAGUGAGAGUGAACAAUGGCCGGAAAUGGAGGGGCUCCGGUGAUCGGAAUCGAUCUCGGCACGACGUUCUCGUGCGUCGGAGUGUGGCAGUACGACCGUGUUGAAAUCAUUGCGAAUGAUCAGGGCAACAGAACGACGCCAUCUUACGUUGCUUUCACUAAUACGGAGCGGUUGAUAGGAGAUGCUGCAAAGAACCAGGUCGCUAUGAACCCUGUCAACACUGUGUUUGAUGCAAAGCGUCUGAUUGGUCGGAGGUUCAGUGAUGCCUCAAUUCAGGAUGAUAUAAAACUCUGGCCGUUCAAGGUCAUUGGUGGAAUUGGUGACAAACCCACAAUUGUGGUCACUUACAAAGAAGAAGAGAAAAAGUUUACCGCUGAAGAGAUUUCAUCUAUGGUCCUCUCAAAGAUGCGUGACAUUGCUGAAGUCUACCUUGGUUUAGAAGUGGAUAAGGCAGUUGUCACUGUCCCUGCUUACUUCAGUGACUCUCAGCGCCAGGCAACAAGGGAUGCUGGGGCUAUUGCUGGUCUUGAUGUCGUGCGCAUCAUCAAUGAACCCACUGCUGCUGCCAUUGCCUAUGGCCUUGACAAGAAGGGAGGGGGUGGUGGCGAGAAGAAUGUCCUUAUCUUUGAUCUUGGAGGUGGCACUUUUGAUGUCUCCCUUCUCAAAAUAGAGGAAGGUCUAUUUGAAGUGAGGGCCACUGCUGGAGACACCCAUCUUGGAGGAGAGGAUUUUGACAACCGUAUGGUGAACUAUUUUGUACAGGAAUUCAAGAGGAAGCACAAGAUGGACAUUAGUGGAAACCCCAGAGCACUUGAGAGGUUGAGAACUGCUUGCGAAAGAGCAAAGAGGACCCUCUCAUCCACAGCUCAGACGAGCAUUGAGAUUGACUCCUUAUAUGAAGGUGUUGAUUUCUACACAACCAUCACUCGUGCUAGAUUUGAAGAUCUCAACAUGAACCUCUUUAGAAAGUGCAUGGAGCCUGUGGAUAAGUGUUUGAGGGAUUCUAAGAUAGGCAAAAGCAGUGUCCAAGAUGUUGUCCUUGUUGGUGGUUCUACUAGAAUUCCAAAGGUGCAGCAAAUGUUGCAAGACUUCUUUAAUGGAAAGGAGCUUUGCAAGAGCAUUAACCCAGAUGAAGCUGUUGCUUAUGGCGCUGCUGUCCAGGGUGCCAUCUUAAGUGGAGAAGGUAAUAAAAAGGUACAGGAUCUGCUGCUCUUGGAUGUUACUCCUCUGUCCCUUGGGUUGGAGACUGCUGGAGGUGUGAUGACUGUACUGAUUCCGAGGAACACCACUAUUCCAACCAAGAAGGAGCAGGACUUUUCUACCUACUCAGACAACCAAACUAGUGCUGCCGUCCCAGUGGUUGAGGAAGUUGAUUAAGUCAGGCUAGCAUUCUGUUUGGGAACUUUUAACCUGAUUCAUCCUUUUGUUGAUAGAUUGAUGCAUGUCUAGUCUGGUGGAUUCUAUAUACGCAAAUACUUGUUGUUUGAAACACUGUUGAGUUCAGUAGAUUAUAUAUGCAGUUUACAAUACCA
Molecule: messenger RNA, 1690 nt
Organism: Vitis riparia (riverbank grape)
Lineage: Eukaryota; Viridiplantae; Streptophyta; Magnoliopsida; Vitales; Vitaceae
Product: heat shock cognate 70 kDa protein-like
Exons: 2
Coding region: 174-1535 (453 amino acids)
Biological process (GO): protein refolding; cellular response to unfolded protein
Cellular component (GO): cytoplasm
Molecular function (GO): ATP-dependent protein folding chaperone; heat shock protein binding; ATP hydrolysis activity
Source: RefSeq, a predicted model, not a curated record